GGCUCAGGUCCAACAGCAGUCAGAAAGAACUGAUACAAGUCUACAACACUCACACUCACGCUCACACUUACGCUACGCACCUCUCUAAUCCUCCUCACCAUGAGCCUCCCCUCUCUUCAAAAGUACCACAAAGCCCCCUACCCGGCCAUCGACCCCAAGCGUCCAGAACUCAGCCAGGCCGGGAAGACCGUCCUCAUCACAGGCGGCAACACCGGCAUCGGCUUCGCCAUAGCCCGAGCCUUCACCGCGGCAUCUGCCAAACGCGUCAUCCUCACGGGCCGCCGUCCGGACGUGGUUCGGGACUCCGCCGCCCAACUCGCCCGGGAAGCCGAGCAGCUGGGCUCACCUACCGUUGCCGACGGGCGCGUGUGCGACGUCUCCUCGCUCGAGGCGUCCGGGAAGCUCUGGGCCGAUCUCCAGGCGGAGGGGAUCGUGGUUGACGUUCUCGUGCUGAAUGCGGCGGCCAUGGGGGCGCAGAAGAGUAUUCUCGAGAACGGAAGGGAUGGCGUCUGGCAGGAUUUCCUGGUGAACGUGCGGACGCCGCUUGAUUUUGCAGAGCGGUUGUAUAAGCAGCCUGGUCAAGGGACAAGACAAAAGUUCAUCGUCAACGUUUCGACCAUCGCUUCCUACAUGUGGACGACCAUGGGGGGCGAUAGACCCACGUACGGUCUCACCAAGCUCUCGGGGAACGCGGUCGUCCAGCAAAUCGCCAGAGAUGUGAAGCCGGAGGUGAUGCAGAUUGUCAGCUUCCACCCCGGUGGCAUCCUGAGCGAGUCGGCACGUAAACACAUUCCCGAGCAAGUGAUUAACAGCAUGGUGUGGGACGAUGAAAAUUUACCCGGCCGCUUGGCUGUCUUUCUGGCCUCUCCAGAGGCCGAGUUCCUUCACGGUCGCUUCAUCUGGUCGAACUGGGAUGUCGAAGAGCUGAAGACCGGCGUUGUCGGGGAGCAGAUCAAGAAGGAACCGCAUUUCCUCAAGGCCGGUAUCGAGGGUUUGUCGGAGAGCAUGCUUCCACCGAAGUUUUAGUCGCGUGGGUUGGGUGUUGCCAGUUGGGUUGGAAAUAAUAAGCGCCCUGCACAUUGUAUUACAUGCGAAUAGGGCGUAAAUUAUGGUAUAAUUUUAGUACCUUACGUAAGGUAGGAGCACGCGGCACGGGCG
This is a messenger RNA of Sodiomyces alkalinus F11, 1158 nucleotides long. RefSeq names its product NAD(P)-binding protein. The coding region runs from base 100 to 1026 and encodes 308 amino acids. Gene Ontology annotation, molecular function: oxidoreductase activity, acting on the CH-OH group of donors, NAD or NADP as acceptor. The transcript has 3 exons. NCBI's taxonomy places the organism in Eukaryota, Fungi, Ascomycota, Sordariomycetes, Glomerellales, Plectosphaerellaceae. The record is from RefSeq and is a predicted model, not a curated record.